This is a messenger RNA of Hypanus sabinus (Atlantic stingray), 1150 nucleotides long. Its product is annotated as zinc finger protein 664-like. Gene Ontology annotation, biological process: central nervous system development; regulation of transcription by RNA polymerase II. Gene Ontology annotation, cellular component: nucleus. Lineage: Eukaryota; Metazoa; Chordata; Chondrichthyes; Myliobatiformes; Dasyatidae. The coding region runs from base 747 to 1127 and encodes 126 amino acids. Gene Ontology annotation, molecular function: RNA polymerase II cis-regulatory region sequence-specific DNA binding; DNA-binding transcription factor activity, RNA polymerase II-specific. The record is from RefSeq and is a predicted model, not a curated record. The transcript is spliced from 2 exons.
CGGGAGGAGCGGAAAGAUAAGGGCUCUUUCGACUCUAAUUGAGCGACAAUUGCUGUGAGAACCGGAGACUGUGGUCCGCAAACUCAGCACAGGCAAGGUUAAAAAUGGGAAGGAAUUUGGCUCCAGGAAGCUCAAACAUGGCACGCCAGUUUUGUUGUCUCUGUCUAGAUAUUUAAGAAGUGGAGCAAGGGAUUCACUCGACCAUCCUUCCUGCUCAGACUGUGGGGAGGGAUUCAUUUGGUCAUUUGACAAAAUUGCAAGCCUGUCAUUUUACACAGGAGAAAGGCCGUUCACCUGCUCAGACAGUGGGAAUGGAUUCACUCAGUCAUUUCAACUGAAGGUAUAUCAGCAAGUUCACACUGGGCAAGGCCAUUAAUCUGUUCUGUGUGUGAAAAAGGAUUCUGCCGGGCAUCCCACCUGUGGACAAACCAGUCAGAUCACACUGGGCAGAGGCUGGUCAUCUGCUGAAUUUCGGGGAAGGGAUUCUCUGGGUCAUCUGACCUAAUGGUACACCAGUCAGUUCACACUGGAGAGUGGCCAUUCACCUGCUCAGACAGUGGGAAUGGAUUCACUUGGUUAUCUCAACUGAAGGUACAUGAGCAGGUUCACACUGGGCAAGGCCAUUCUGUUUGUGGGAAAUGAUUCUGUUGGUCAUCCCACCUGUGGGUACAUCAGUUAGAUCACACUGGGCACAGGCUGUCAUCUGCUGAAUUUCGGGGAAGGGUUUCUCUCGGUUAUCUGAUCUAAUGGCUCACCAGCGACUUCACACCAGGGGGCGGCCGUUCACCUGCAUAGUCUGUGGGAAUGGAUUCACUCAGUCAUCCCACCUACUGAGCCAUCAGCGAGUUCACACUGGGGAGAAGCCGUUCACAUGCUCAGUCUGUGGGAAGAGAUUCACUUGGUCAUCCCAACUACUGGCACACCAGUUUGUUCAUACUGGAGAGAAGCCGUUCACCUGCUCAGAAUGUGGGAAGGGAUUCACACUGUCAUCCCGCCUACUGAUCCAUCAGCGAGUUCACACUGGGGAGAAGCCGUUCACCUGCUCUGUCUGUGGGAAGAGAUUCACUGCAUCAUCCAACCUACUGGUACAUCAGCGAGAUCACCCUGGGGAGAGGCCAUUCAUCUGAUCCGUCUGUGGGAGGAGAUUCAG